Messenger RNA from Cydia fagiglandana, 9138 nucleotides. RefSeq names its product protein hobbit (gene hob). Bases 94 to 6657 code for a protein of 2187 amino acids. The record is from RefSeq and is a predicted model, not a curated record. The transcript has 41 exons. NCBI's taxonomy places the organism in Eukaryota, Metazoa, Arthropoda, Insecta, Lepidoptera, Tortricidae.
CGACGGAGGUUAUGAUCCGUAGUGAUCUAAAAUGGACAUGUAUUCGUCCGUAAUUCCUAAUUAAAGUGAUUAAAUAGCAUUUUAGCAAUAAAAAUGCAUAUCUUAUUAAUAUUGUGUUUUAUAAUCCUCGGUAUAUAUUCGUGUGUUUCAUGGCUCCUCCCGACUCUCUUGGCCUGGCUCUUCAAGAGAAAGUACCAUAUAAAGCUGAAAAUCGGUCGCAUUGGUUUGCCAAAGUUAAUUUUGCGCGAUGUUAACUUAUCUAGAGAUGGAUAUUCUAUUCAAAUUGACGAAAUCUCCUUCAGCAGCAGUUUCUUCAACUCUGAAACAAACAAGCUUGUAUCUGUACUCAUCAAAGGCUUCAAUGUAACCAACAUCGUAGAAGAGAAACGAAGUACAGUCGAGACUAUUCUGAAGCCGUUGCUGUCGAAACAGAACUCGACUAAUAGUAGGGGGGAGGUGGAGGAGACGAGUUUUGAGGAGCUGGAUAGAGGAUUGAGGGUGACGGAGAGAAAGCUGCUGGAUUUUAGGGAUAAGAAGUUACCGCCUAGUUUAAUUAUGUUUGCUCAGUUCAUGGGAGUCCACAUAACCAACGCUUCGGUGAUCAUCCACGGGCCCUCCUUCACACUGGAAGCCUCAGCAUGCCAACUUCAUGCGGAUGGAGCCGCAGGCGGACCGGCGCGCGCUCUAGUGUUCUGCGCGAAUCUGCUUGAAGCCAAGGCGCGCGUGCUGAAGGAGCGGAACGUGCUAGCGGAGGCGGGGCUCAGCGUGCUAGUAGAAGGAACCGUGAAAGCUGAUGGGCCGCUUAAUGUCGAGAAAAUUCACUGCGCCGUCAGCAACACUCAGAUAUCAUUCCAUGACGAGCUACACGAGCUGGUUAAGAAGCAGAGGCGAUACAAGCGGCCGCAGGUUAGACAGUACGCCGCUGAAGACCAAGAGGCGUCGCCUGCGUUACCGAGGUUGUCACCUGUAGUACCAAAGAUAUUUAGUUUAAAGAUUGACACAACGAAUGUAACAUGUAUAGACAACGUUACGAAAACGGACUUCAAGGCGUCUCUCAACAGUUUCCAAGUAAAUUCACGGUUCAGCGCGGCAUCAGUGCACACGGACGCUGCGGGCGUAGAAUCGUGCGCUCGCGUGCAAAUGUACGUGGCGUUGCAGAUGGAGCAGCUGCAACUGACUGCACAGUGUCGGAAGGAGGCGUGCGAAGAUGUGCUGCUUUAUAAUAAUAAGCUCAAGUUAGAUGCCAAGUUAGAAAAAGGCGUACUGAACCUCUACCUAAUUCUGAGUACUCUCAAACUGUCGUACGACCAUGAAAACGUGUUCCGCUGGUACACCUCGGUACUGGAGAGGCUCGACAAGACCAAGCCUAUGCAGAUACAGCCCGUCGCCACGACCCAACCUCCAGGUCUUUUGGACAGCAUACUCCGCGCAUGCGUGGUGCAAGGUUGCGCAGAGCUGCGGCAUGGUUCGCUGCGCGCGCGUCUACCUGCUCCACUGUCGAUUGGUUGUCAGGGUCUCAAGGUCAAGCUGGACCAGCUGGUGGACACUAGAGAGGAGCCCUACACAGCUUCAUUCCCGCGCGUCCUCCUCGGAUCUCGACACUGGAGCACAGAACUCCUCGUAGAUUCCGGCUGGUUGUCGUGCGAUUCGAGAGAAGAGCCCCCUCCGCGGAAGCACCACGCUUGGGGCGCGGCGUUACUCGCUGUGGCGUUGGUUAAAUGGGGCAGCCAUGGGCCCAGAGACUCCAAGGUUGAAGCCAUGAUGGACUGCCUGCGCAUCGAAUGGUCCAACACCGUAGCUACGACCCUCAUCAGCCUGCUCGACUGCCUCCACGCCUACCGCGCCCCCCGCGCCUCCGACCCCACCCCACCCUCCCCCUGCCUCGUCACUCUCAACGUAGCACUAUCACAUAUCAAUGCGUUCUUGAUAGUGAAUGAUGAUAUGUGUUUAAUGACGAGGAUAGAUGCGGUGACGGUGGAGAGGGGAACGGUGCGGGGUGCGGCGGUGGUGUCCGGAGUAAAGGUUGUGGAUAUGGUGCCUUUCAAAGGCAAUGUCCAAUGUCAACGCUCAGACGAGAUCCCAAAAUCAUUUUUCCACGUCCGCCUAGCGAGAAUAGAACACACACCAAACGAAGAAAAUAAUUCUUCACUCUUAGACUUCCAAUUACUCGAAACUACGGACUGCGAAUGGAGUGCUAACUUACACUUAAAGAUAUUAGAGUUUGUGAAGGCAGUGAAAGGGUUUAAGGGAGAGUUGGGGAAGAGAAGAAGUGGGGGUGGGGGGAAGAAGAGUAAGUUGGAUUGGAGGGUGGGGAUUAAGGGGGAGACGAGCUUGGGACUGUUGUUGUCGAAGGAGAAUAAUAUGAUAUUUGUUACUGAUGACCUGACAGUCUCCUACGACCACAUACUCGGGCUAUCCAUAGUCUGGAGUCAGCUAAAGAUGAUCCUUAACGGCGACGAAGUUAUCACAGUAGAAGGUUACACACAGGAGAGGGCUCAAGAUGACCAUGAGGUCAGGGUGGAGAGGAGUGCUGCUGAGGGCUUUGUGUUACCUUGGAACAGAGUUUGGGCGGUGACCGUAGAAUCAGUCCGAGUAAUAUUCCCAUACAAGCAUCGCUUCGCGGACGCGGUGCAGGGCGACUUCGUGUCUCACUUCAAGUGGAUUAAGAAGAUACACGGCAUCGGAAAGACGAAGAGCGAGAAAACGCUGCCUAGCGACUUACAUAUUAAGAUUGAAGAGGUCCUGAUAGAAAUGAGUGAUGACCCGUUCGAAGUGAAGCUACGGGACAACUAUGAAUUGCUAGAAGAUGAGUAUAAAGAGAGCCAAAAGAGACGGAGUAUGUUGGAUGCGAAGGUCCAAGAGCUCUGCAAGCCUCACCUAUUUCUCCCAGCCGGAAAAAUCGACGAGCUCUACGCAGCUCUAAGUCAAAAGGACGCACAGAUUUACGUCGUUCGCUGUCGCGCCGCGCCGCCGCCGCGGACUCGCCUCGUCGCGUGUUGUUUGAGCGGCUUCAGGCUGCUGGCGUUGGCUGAUCCGAGCAUACAUGGAGUGAGAGCGCAGGAUAAGUUGAGAGAGCUGGACGCCGACAGCCCAUGGCCUGAAGACGGCGUAGAAUUCACUACCUUGUGGUGUCGCGCGAUCAGCCUUAACUGCGCCCAGUGGCAGUUAUUGCUACGAGAUUUCCCGCAGCCAUUGUUACGGCUGAGCUCACUGCGGUUGUGGGGCUCUCUCUGUGGCGCCGAAGAGCAUCCGCCGCCUAGAGCUGUCCGAACAGUAACGAUAGACCAAGGCGAGCCUUGGGGCGAGAUGGAGCUAGAACGAAGUAUGAUGCCCCUGAAGUGGUACUACGACUUGUGUUGCGAAAUGGCGGAGUUUAGCUACGCCUUCGGACCAUGUUGGGAGCCGGUUAUCGCACAAUGCAACUUAUCAUUCGACCAAGUAUCACGGCCAUCUCUCGACCCGUCGGCGCCGUUAUCCUUUUGGGACAAAGUGCGCCUACUGAUGCACGGGCGACUAACAGCGAAUUGUGGGAAAUUCACAUGUCUGCUCCAUGUGUCGCUGGACCCUUAUAACACUACUGAAGAGAUGGAGCUCACAUGGACUGAUCUUGUGCUUGAUUGGACCAAUGGCAAGCUCGGUUUCCUCGGCGAGUUGGACGUGUUUGUCCGUACAGCCAGCAAGUACGAUGACUGCCGCGUGCUGCGGGUUCCAGCCCUCAAACUGUCAGUGAAACUCGGUUGGCUAUGCGUCGGUGAUCCGCGCGACCACCGCGCCGUGGCGCCAUGCGCGCCUACCCGGUUACCAGAGUACUCUAGCAACCAGGAACAUGAUUCGUACCGCGCGUUUCGCUCCCAAAAUCUAGAUCUACACAUAAGUAUGGAAACAAAACCCAUUGAAAAAGAUGGACCUAUUCUGCUACUGUAUGGAAGUACAUUGAGGUGGUUCGAGAGCCUUAAACUGAUUCUGUCAGGUGUGACUCGGCCUACACGCCGCGGGCGUGUGUUUCAAAACUUGAAACCACGUAAACUGCAGCUGUCUCGUCACUACCGCGAAGUCAGCGCCGCGGUCACACUACACAACCUGCAGGUGUUCUACUGGUCUUCCUCGUCUAUGCAACGUGGCAUAGAAAUGCUCGGAGUCCGCGUCACCUGCGGUUCGAAACACCGACUUUCCCUAGUAAAAACUAGCGAUAACUUAGUAAGGAGGCCUCGAGCCAACUGGACGACGGGCUAUAUGAAUUGCGACCUUAACGACGCGGAGAUAUGGUUGAAAACGCCGGUGGCUAUGCCUGAUGACCGGGACGGUGAUGAGACCUUAGCCUUGAAGCCCGCACCAAUGGAGAAAUGCUACUGUCUGUCCGUCCGCCGAGUUUCAUAUGGACGGGAGUGUGGCGACGCCGAGUGCGCGCCGACACAUCGCCUGGCCGUCCACGACUUACGGGGCGCGUGGACGAAACUUAACAGGGACCUGGCGUUCGCACUUAUCGACACUUAUAUUAAAACACAGCAACUGAAGAAGAACCUGUCAACAAAAGCCCUAAAAGAAGAAGACAGGCUCGACGCGUCUCCGAAACACCAGCGGGAAGGCGACGUUGCUUCCCCACCGCCCGCAUCGUCGCAAACAAGCAGUGCCCCUGGUUCAAACGCCGAAGGAAUGCUGGCAGCCCUAGUGGCUGAAGCCGGCAGCGAAGCCCCCGUAGUAUUCAGCGACGACCUGAGUGGCGCCGAAGGGGACACGCCUCCGUCCCAUCCUCAUCAUCCCCGUCAUGUUCUGGAUGAUGAAAACGCUCAUACGGCGUUUCUUAUUGAGUUGGUAAACUCGCAAGUGGUCCUGAAAGGCUGUGAGAGUCGCGGCUAUGUCAUCCUAUGUGCGGCGCGCGCUGAAGUUCGACAACGGGUACGCCGCUCGCCCGCCGCUACGGCCUGGAGUGGAGCCUUGUCCGCCAUGCAGUAUUAUGCCACCGUUAGCGCCGGAGACAAAGAUCAGCUGGACGAAAACAUCCAAUGGGUAUCAGUUGAAGAGAUCUCAGAGCGUUGCGGGGGUGCUGAAAUCAGCACAUUACCAGACGUGCCACGGCUUGUUGGCAGUGGGCACUCGGCAGGAGGGGUCAUUGGACGUUGUGUAGGACCCAGUGAGCAUGCCGGUCUGGCACAGCUCCAACGCAUCGUUUCCCGCUGCGCGUGCGAAUUCUACUACGUAUCUCACGACUCGGCAGAAGUUAGCAGCGGCGGCGCCGCGGGCUGGGCGUCCGCCCCCCAGCCAUAUGACUCCUUUACAUUGAUGCACCAUGAUCUUGAUGUCUGCACCAACUCGCUGCAGUACGCGAUGCUCCUGGACGUAGUGAACAACGUGGUACUACAUGUUGAGCCAGAACGCAGGCGCACUUUAGAGCGACGCGCGCGCACACGCUUCCAACUACAGCUACAUCAGGAUCAGGAUCCAAGGACGCUGAUACAUAGCACGCAGACACAGGUCCGUGAGUCCCUCGCUCGUCUCCGGCGAUUGGAGAAGGAAUACUAUCUGAAGAAUCGCUCCAUUUCUAGCGAAGACCCCGACCCGUUAGCCGUCGCUGAGUUGAAGAGCCUGGAUGAUCAGGUUAACGAAUGCAAAGAGACCGUCUGGUCACUCGGCGAAGAGUUAGAUGCAAUGGUCCGCGCCUGGCGAGAGACUCGCCGAGGCGCUGCGCCCGCCGUGCGAAGUCCUUCAGCCCCUCCGCAUAGAUACAACGAAAUCUGCUUCAAGAGCGCUCGCUGGAGACUGACAGAUGCUGACGGACAGUUGGGCAUCGCUGACUUGCUAUUAACUAAUUUCCUGUACACGAAGACUUCCCGCUCGGAUGACUCGGUGGAGCAUCAGCUCGAAGUGGGAUACGUUCGCGUCACCAAUCUACUCCCGAAUGAACCGUUCCCGGAGGUGUUGGUCCCCCAAGCGCCCUCGGGACGAGCACCGUUGGCCCGACGUGCGACAUUACGCGUAUUCUGCAGAGAUCGACCGCCUGUAGGCGGGAUCAGUGUUAAAGAACAUUUCGAAGUUAACAUCGUUCCCAUCAGGAUAGGUCUCACAAAGAAAUUCUUCAACACCAUGCUAAAGUUCUGCUUCCCCGAGCGGGACCCUGACUCCAUCGAAGACGGCGAGGAAGAUGAAGGAACUCUUCGAGCCGGUUCCUCUACCGCCAGCUUGGUUUCCACGGGGUCGAAGAAGGCUAAGAAGAAGGGGAAGGAUUCUAACUCCAACUUCUAUGUUAAGAGGGAUAAGAAAGAUAAAGAUGAUGUCGAGAAGAUGAAGGAGCGCGCCGAAAAGAACAAACUAUUCAUCUACAUCAAGAUCCCAGAAGUACCAGUGCGUGUGUCCUACAAGGGCAGUAAAGAGAAGAAUCUAGAGGAUGUCAGGGAUCUUCCGCUGGUUCUACCCACCUUGGAGUACCAUAAUGUGACGUGGACGUGGCUGGAUCUCGUACAAGCAACCAAGAGUGAUACCAGAAGGGUGAUAGUGUCGCAGGCGAUCCGGCAGAAGCUACAACUGCACCGCCGCUCCGCCGCCGCGCCCGAGCCGCAUGAGGAAGACAAAGCCAGGCUACUUCUUGGAGAGAGAACCGUAGCGGAGAACAAACCUCAAAAGAAGAGCACCCCAGGCGUAUUCAAGUUCUCCAAAUCCUAGCGCAAGCAUUUAUUCUAAAACGAACCAUACGCAGACUGCAUAAGAUUCACUUUAGAAUCAUAGUUUAAGCAUAGUCCAGGCUAGUGUAGGCACUAGUUACCAGUUAAUUUUCGGAAAGUUGUAUAUCGAUGUUCCGUUUAAGCGAAAUUGUAACGUAACUCGUAUACUUUUUGGGUUAUUAUACUGUGUCAGAAAAAGUUGGAAUACGAAUCUGUGAAAGUUGUAUUUAUACAGUGUGCAACACCGACUGCUGAAAAAUUUAGAUACCUUAACUUAACUGUUUUUUAUUAGUCUCAACAGUUCUUAAGUCUUUUACAAUUUUUUUAACUUUUUACUGUUUCUCACUUGUUGCCAUCACGCACUUCACUAUGAAUAUGUAUGACACAUAAAGCUAGUACAUAUGCAGGUUAAAUUUUUAAACUUAUCAUAAAAGAAACAACCUACAUUAAUAAAUCUCGAUUCUCAAUAAAUUCCAUAUUUUCAGUAGUUUGUGUUACACAUUUAAUUUUUAAUAUUGUUGUUUAAAAUUCGCUGAACAUUUUGCAACCAUUUCAUAGUAACCAAACCACGAUAUCUCAUUAAAAUUAACUUAUUGCUCCUUAAUUUUUAAAACGACAAGGUCCUAAGAUGACCAGCGACUUAAGAUCUUAAUCGAUUAUAGAAGACCAAAUAUAAAAUAGUUACACGAUAGGGUUAAAUAUAUACGCCGUGAUAUUCAUAGAACUAGAAUGUAAUGACGAAAUAAUUUUUAACAUUUAUGUAUUAAUAUUAUGGGCGUCAUUAUGGAUUAUGAUUAAUGUAAAAGAGAAGAUUUGACGUGUUUUUCAUUAAUUGUUGACGAACGAAAUGAAUUCCAUAGAGUGAGAUAUAAAACGUCAAUUUAAUAAUAAUUAUGUACUAAGCUUUUUUACACAUCUAAAGAGACACAUUUUUUUAAACUUUUUGUUCACCACUCAGUUUAAUUUAAUUCAAUUAAGUGAAAAAAUCGGUAUUUUAGAGUCACCCCAAGCUAAAUCGGCAGCGAUUUUGAUAAGGGGCUGUCCAUAAAUUACGUCAUCGAUUUUUGACGAUUUUGGAUCCCCCCCUAAAAUCAUCCAAAAAUCAUGAUUCGAAUGACCCCGUUUCCUUUUACGUCGUGCUACCGUCAUCCAAUGUCCAUGACGUAAUUUAUGAAUAGCCCCUAACACAUAAUCAUAAAUAUCUAGGAGACCAAGGUUUGCUCGGAAAACAUAAAAACUAAAAAUGCGCGUUUUCCCAGAGAUAACACCUAGCUAGAUCGAUUUUUCCCAUUUCUCUUUGUAUAAUUCAAUUUCAAUGAGAGUAAUUUAAACUUUUAUGAGCUCUUCCAUUUUUAAAAUGUUUUAUUUCAAAUAUGUUUAUAUUAAUGUGUAAAUUGAUGUAUUAUUUAAGUAUUCUUUUUAUAAAUUAUUUGAUUAAUUUUAAAGAUAUUAUUGAAAUUCCAUUAUUUAAUUUGAAGUAAAAGUUAAUGAGAUUUUUACGUAGGUAAGACUGUCGAAAAUAUUAUGUUUUAUUUAAUCACUUCUCAUAUAAAAAUAUAGUAAGAUUUUUUAUAGAAUAUGAAAAUAAAAGAAAAUAAUGUUUAAUUUUAUAAUAAUUUGCCGCGUUCAGGCAAAAGGUUGCCAAUUAGGCUCAAGGUACCGUUACAAAGAUACAAGUACUCGCCAUUAUUGACGAAAAAAUCAAGUAGGUACCUUUUGCUUGGAAACGUCACUUUUAUCAAUCUAGCUAAAGGCUUAUGCACACCGGCUGCGUGUACUAGGCGUGAAUCAUGUAGACGUAAAUAAAAUAAACGUAGACGUGCGGGUUGUAAUAUACAGAUCCUUUUGAGAGUCGGCACACCGCUUGCGUGACGUGCGCGCACGGUUCCGGCAUUUUAGUGCACGCGCACGUGCACGUCUGCGCACACGCAGCCGGUGUGCACAGGUCUUAAAUAUACUACUACAUCAUAAGUUUCAUCCAAAUAUAAUUAUUAAAUAGUGAGCUUAGGCUUAUGUUUAAACUGGCAAUACUGCGACUGGUUAAGAGCUAACCCACUUAUUCAUAAAAUUUGAUGGGCCUGAUUUAGUUAAAUUAUGUUUCAUCCCUUUCCUACUAAUACAUAAGUCAAAUACAUAUACAAAUUAUACUUUUUUUUCCUUUGAUUUAAAAAUAUGUAGCGACUUGGAAAAUGAGAAAUAGAAAGAUAUUUUAUUUAGCUGACGACCAGUCGCAGCUUAGGGUGGUAUUACACCUGUCCAAUUUGUUUGUCCAACGUCAGUGCGUCUCACUCUUUCAUUAAAGCGAAAUGUGAGACGCAAUACACAUUGGACAAAGAAAUUGGAUAGGUGGAAUACCAGCCUUAAAUAUUAGAAUAGAUUCAGUAUUUACCUAACAAUACAUGAUUUGUUAUUUUUUUAUAAUGGAUAUUUAAUGUGAUGUAUGUUAUCUAAACAAUUUGUUAUUAAAUGUCGACGUGAUCAA